UAGAAUAAGAGGUUUUAGACUUGAGAGUCACAAUGGAUGUAUAUAUAACACUCAUUUUUCAUAAAAUUUACAGAAAUAGCCAAAGCUAGGAGCAGACGAACAGUUUAAGAAGAAGCAAAGUUUUCUUAUGGCUUGCUCAGGGAUGAGGAGAUUUGAAGGCAAAGUAGUAAUAGUGACAGGUGGAUCAAAUGGCAUAGGUGCAGCCACCGCAAGGAAAUUUGUGGCAGAAGGUGCUUAUGUGUACAUUGCUGACAUCGAUGAAGAGGCAGGGGUUAAAGUUUGCCAAGAGCUCCAUGGGCAUGCCUCAUUUGUGAAGUGCGAUGUGGCAAUAGAGACCCAUGUGAAAGGGGUCGUAGAUCGAGCAGUGGAGGAGAAGGGGCGUCUAGAUAUCAUGGUGAACAAUGCGGGUAUGUUGCAUGCUCAUGGUAAUUCCAUCACAGAGGUCUCAGUUGAGACUUGGGAAAGAGUGAUGGCAGUGAAUGUUACGGGGGCUAUGUUAGGAAUGAAGCAUGCUGCAAGGGUCAUGGUUCCACGCAAUUCUGGUUCCAUACUCUUCAAUUGCAGUGUUUUGGGACUGAUUAAGACUGAUAAUGCCUCUCAUGGUUACAUGGCUUCCAAGAAUGCUCUGUUGGGUUUGAUGAAGAGCGGUGCAGUUGAGUUGGCAAAGGUAGGAAUACGUGUGAAUGCCGUUUCAUCCUUUGGGAUUGUGACAAAGAUGAUUGAGGAAUGGCUUGAUGAGGUGUCUAAUGGGAUGUGCCCUAAGGAGGUCCUUGAGGAUGAGAUGCAGAGGAAUGCUACUAAUGGAAGGAAGCUUACUGUUGAUGAUGUGGCCAAUGCUUUCUUGUUUCUAGCAUCUAAUGAGGCUUCCUACAUCAAUGGACAUAAUCUUAUAGUCGAUGGGGGUUUUUCUGUUCAUGGGCGAGAUAUUGUAACCUUCAAAGAUCCGCCUCGUCAUUAGAGAGAUAUAACAUUGUCAAUAAUAAGUUAUAUUUUCAAUAAUAAAAAGGGUCAGAGCUUUCCUUAA
Molecule: messenger RNA, 1024 nt
Organism: Cryptomeria japonica (Japanese cedar)
Lineage: Eukaryota; Viridiplantae; Streptophyta; Pinopsida; Cupressales; Cupressaceae
Product: secoisolariciresinol dehydrogenase
Exons: 2
Coding region: 128-958 (276 amino acids)
Source: RefSeq, a predicted model, not a curated record